AGUUGCGUGAAGGUUAAUACGGGUGUAGCAUAAUUCCUUACAUUGGAAAUAUUAGAUGAAGACGACUUCCUCUCUAUUCGUCAUCGACGUGGAAGUGCUUGAUUCUUCGCUAUUACUGAAUUCAGUCGAAUGAGCGUGGAAUCGAAUAUGAGCAGUGAAACGGAAUUAACAACGCAAGAAUCAAGAUCACGAAAGACAAUAUGCAUGUUGCUUUGUACUCCUUUUAUAAUAUUCACUGUUUGUAUUGCUGCUUGGAGACCCAUUUUAAUUCCGUAUUCAUACAAAUUCGUGAAGAUCGUCUCUUUACAUAUUAUUAAUGAUAAAGACAGAUUUUCGGACAACGAACUGCUGCUUGCUCGAAAGGAAUGGAGAUUGUAUCAACUGGAGAGACAAUUCGGUAAACAGUGGUGCAACAAGAAUGAAUUUGGGCCACGAAAAGAUGUAGCGUGGUUAACUGUUAUGGUCAAUGAUGACUUUGUCGUUCCCGCUUUGGUUCUUGGUCACUCAGUUCAAACAUUUUCUUGUCACAAGAAUAUGAUUGCGCUUAUAUCAGAAAAUGUGAGUGAGGAUACACAAAACGCGCUUCGGAACGUCGGCUGGGAAACUCGUUUGGUCGAAGAAAUGGAUUGCAAUUGGAUGGAUGCUAAAGUUGGUGGAGAUCGAAAUAGCGGACUUUUUGGAAGACCCCUAGGACACAGAAUUAAGGGAACACACACAAGAUUUCACGCGUGGAACUACAUAGAGUUCUCCAAAAUGAUUUAUGUUGAUGCUGAUUACAUGCUAAUGUCUAACAUAGAUGAACUUUUUGACAUCCCGGAACACUUCGCAGCCGCGCCUUGCUCCCGACCUGGUGUUUUGGAUCCUUGUUUCAAUGCAGGGCUUCUUGUGUUCAAGCCAGAUUUGAAAACCUACCAAGAAAUCAUGAAACACUGGCGGGAGACAACAGAAAAAGACACCUGCCCAACGGACCAAGAAUUGCUGAAUGAGUUUUAUGCAGACAGUGGCUGGAAAGAACUUCCGUAUGCGUACAACAUCAGGCGGAUAAUCUUUCGGCCCAUGAUGUCAUUCCACUAUGCCUGCUGCCGACCUCCGAAGCCAUGGACGUCAGAAUGUCGUCCAAGUAGAAAGGAGGCGAGUAAGUUUGACGGUCCCAUUAUAACUGUUGAUGAUAUGGCGUUAGUUUUCUGGAAGAAUUUCUAUGAACUUCUUGCGCAUUAUGACUUGGAGGAUUGGUGGAGAUCUACAAACUUUUCCAGGCCAACGCAAGAGUUUAGAAGUGAUUCAAAUUCUUCUUGCUGGAGGAUUUAUAGUUGAAUGACAACGCGUGGUGGCGGGGCGCUUGGGUCACUCCGCCCCAAGCGGCUCUGAGGGAGACUACCUUAUCGGUACGUAAUUUCGCGUUUUUCGCGAUUGUAAAAGAAUUAGCGAAACUAAAGACCCGCGAAUAUAAAUCCUCGUGAAAUGUAAUACCCAUUUGGGAAAUUCAUUGUAACAGGGUUUCGUAGUAAAGAACUGUUUUGGCGGUGUAUUUCCCAAAGGCAUGUUGUUUCACUUCUACUAUGACUUCAACCAUCACAUGUGUAGGGCCACUAGGGAGGGAGAAUACUUGUUUAGAAUUUUUAAGAUCCU
This is a messenger RNA of Porites lobata, 1629 nucleotides long. NCBI's taxonomy places the organism in Eukaryota, Metazoa, Cnidaria, Anthozoa, Scleractinia, Poritidae. The record is from the annotation of a GenBank genome assembly.